AUGCACCACCCACAGCUGGCGCGGCUCCGUGCGAUGGCCGCGUCCAGUGCGUGUGGGACGCAUGGCGAGUGGCAUGCGCCGGAUGGCGUCGUGCUUUCGUGGCGCACACAUACGCUGCAGCUUCUUCGCGGCGCGAAACUCGAGCGCUCCUACACGUUCAAGGAGCAUGUACGUGAUGCGUGCCUAGCCUGCAUGAACGACCAGGAGGGCGUGUGCAUCGUCCUCGAUCGCAGCUUGUUUGUCCACUUCCCGAGCAGCGGUGAAUCAUAUACCCUACCACUCUCUUUCUGCCCACGGCGUCUCUUUCCCAUGCGGCAUGGCGUGCUCAUCACACGCGACCAACACGCCCACGACGGACAUGCUGCUGGGCCGCACGCGUACUUUGUGCAAAGCGUCUUUGAUACCCUGACGUCCUGGACUCACGUCGACCGCCUGGAUGGUGUGCCACAUGUAUCCGAACCAUUUCCUGCCCUGGGCGAGCACAUUGUCCACGUACACCAGGACUUGAUUGUGACGGCCCAAGCCGACGCGUUGCGGAUCUAUACGUACAAAGUCACGUCGGAUCCCACGGCGCAUCACGUUGCGACGAGGCCCCCCAAGACAGCCCGCACGCGCCGGUCAAGUGCACGGCGCCCACGCCGCUCGAGUCGUCGAACCAGUGAACUAGCUCGCCGCGUCUCCUCCGUCCUGGAGCGCGAUAUCGCACGCCGCGUGUCCAGCGUGGACGAUACGCAUCCCCUCUUGCACAUGCACGCACAUGCAUGCGUAGCUCUCCUCGACCACCUCCCUACGCAGGUGGAUCCCCUGUCGGUGCGCGUCCUCGUCCAGCAUCACACGCUGUACAUACUCGCUUCAUCGUGCAUGCACGUAUGGAACAUCCUCCCAGGCUAUGUUCAAGCAGCCGACACCGUGCACGGUAUCCGGGACGCUGUGCUUGUCUCUGUGCUGCGUCAUCACGAUGCGAUGGCCCGCCUGCAUGACGACGGCCACGUCGACAUUGCAUGCGGCCCAUCCGCUUGCGUACCUUGGGCCGACAACGUCUCGGACGUGCGGUACGCUGCCGACCUGGAGGCAUGCAUGGAUGGCGUGUGGAUGCCCGUCCCUGUGGAUGUACGUCCGGCGUGUCCCCUCACAGCGCACGUCCUCGAAACGCUGUGCAUGUGCCUCCCGUCGAGCGUAGCGAGUGCCGUGCUGUGCCGCUACUUGCACGCUCGGCAGCCGACCUGGCAGGGCCUCGAAUGGACGUUGUACCUCGACCAUAUGCCCCAGGCCGAGGCCGAUCACGUCUUGGAAGGACUUGGCCUGGCUGCGCCCUCAUCACCACCGCCCCCGUCCCAGUCUCCAUCCCUACCAAAAGACGCCGAAGGCUUGUACACCUACGUGGCCAUGGCCCUGCACAUCCUCGCCCAGGAUGCCAUGCUCGAUAUGCGCCGCCGCCGAACGGAUGCGCCCAGGAUCGUGCACCUUUUGAGCCGCAUUCUUCAGCGACUUGCAUGGUCCCAGUGGCUCGAUGCGUGGAUGCGUCUGUAUCCGUACGCCAUGCCACCCGGUGAGACAGGCGGCCCACCCGCGCCUCUCUUUCUGCACACGUGUCUUGCUCAGGCGUGGCAAGGCGUGUCGCCGCACCUGGACGAGUAUGUAGGCGCUCUCGCGGCGCCGCUCCACGUCCUCCCUCUCGUCCGUGUCGCCGAGGCAUGUCCAAAGCUUGCCUCUCUCGUGUCUGUGUACGCAGUGGUGGCCACCUCGAAUGCACAGGCGAUUGUUGAAUCCAUCCUUGCUCAUCGCCUCGACCUCGCGCAUCUUCCACCCGGUCUCGCUGUCCCUCUCGAAGAAGCGAUCCGAACGUGUCAACUUGAUCCGCCUCAGGAUGCGAGUCCCGACACGUAUGCCCUCCUGUGUCGCGCCGACGCACUAGCGGCGGCGCAUGGUGCGCCGCCUGCGCGUGUCUCGCCAGCCAUGUGCGCGACACUCGCACCCGGCCUCGAUCCGCUGAGUGCGCACAUCUUUCACAAGGACUACCGACUCCACGAUGUGGCACGCAUGCUCGAUACGACCGCGCUGCACACCGCUCGUCUGGAAGAACAUGACGACGGAUUUGCGCUCGCGCGCUCGCUGGCUGAGCGAACGAUGGCGCAAUGCGUCGGCCGUGGGCUCUUUCGCUAUGCGUCGCGGACGCUGCGUGCGACCGGUACGUGGCGCACGCCCCGCCUGUGCCUGUCGCUGCGCACCCUGCCCCACGGCACCGUCGUAAGCGGCACGCAUGAGGCACACGAGCUCGACUGGCCCGAAUUCCACAACGGCGUCGCGUCUGCGCUCGAGAUUGGCGCCGCGAACGUCGACUCCAGCUGGAUCUUUGCGCACGCCAGUGCCUCGCGCGGCGGACGUGCGCGGCAUGCCGGCUUCUUACUGGGUCUCGGCCUGCAUGGCCACCUGCGUCGUCUCGGUCGUGUGCAUGCCUAUCGCUAUCUUGCGCCGCGGCAUGUGCUGACGACCGUGGGUCUUGUGCUGGGUCUGGGCGCCUCGUUUCUCGGCACGGGCGAUGCGGCCGCUCGGCAGGUCAUGGCUGUCCAGGUCGCUGCCUUUCUUCCUCCGGGCAGUGUGCCGCUGCAUAUGUCGACCAUGACGCAGGCGGCCGGUCUCCUCGGUAUGGGUCUCGUAUUCUGUCAAACAGAUCACGCGUGGACGGCGAUGCGUCUGGCGUCGCAGCUCGAUGCUCCGAUGGUCGACACGGCCGAUGCCAACGAAGCACACCGCGAUGCGUAUGCCCACAGCGCCGGUCUCGCUCUAGGCCUCGUGUACCUCGGCCGCGCUAGACGCACGUCCAUGUCCAGCAGCGCCGACCACACACUGCUCGAGCGCCUAUGCCGCGCUGUCGCUACGCCGCUGGGCGAGGCGAGUGGCAUGGCCGUCGCACGCACGGCGGCCGCCUCGGCACUGGCCCUGGCCCUCCUGUGUCUGCGCAGCGGACGCCGCGACGUCGCCGAGGCCCUCGCUCCGCCGACGCCGGCCAACCUAGCACACAUCCGCCCGGACCUCCUCCUCGUGCGUUCGCUCGCUCGGGCGCUUGUGCUGGGCGACGCGUCUCCGAGCGAGGAGUGGCUGCACUCGACGUGUGCGUGGACGCAUCCAGGCGAUGAUGUGCCACGCGCGCUGGCCUUUUACCAGAUCCGCGCGGGAGCCUGCUUGGCGCUCGGCCUACUGUAUGCAGGGCGGGCGGAUGAGCGGGCGAGAGCGCUGCUGCUUCGUCAGCUGUCGCUGGAGGCGCCUCGUGGCUCGUCCUUUGACGCACGGGUCCUACGUGCGGCGUGGACGACGCUCCAGAAUGUCGUGCAUCUCGCCCUGGCCUGCGUCAUGGCAGGCACGGGCGACGUCGAUGUGCUGCGUGUGCUGCGGGCUGCGCAUGGACGUACGCAGGAUGUGUCGUACGGUGCGCAUCUCGCGACGCACAUGGCUCUUGGUCUGCUGUUCCUCGGGGGCGGGCGGUUCAGUGUUGCCACCUCCGACACGGCCCUGGCCAUGCUUAUGAUCGCCUGCCUGCCCCCGUUUCCUGCGUCGCCCGACGAUGCACGCGCGCAUCUUCCUGCGGCGCGGCAUCUUGGCCUGUUGGCUUUUGCACCGCGCUUGCUGGCGGCUCGUGACGUGGCGUCGGGCGACGUGUGCUUCCUCCCCGUAUCGGUGGGCACAUCUGCGAUGGCAGCGCCGACGCUGCUCCCACCCACCGCCACGCACGCCAUCACACGCAGUCGGCGGUACUGGCCCGCUGGCACGAGUAUCGGCGAGCCUGACACGGGCGUGCACUGGCUGCAUGUACAGCGGCGGACCGGCUUUUUGUCGUACGCCGACGAUCCGCACGGCCAUCGCAGCAUCUUUGCACGCACAGCACGCUCAGCGACGCCGCAGCUGGACGGCGACGUCGACGGCGAGCGCCUCUUGCGCGACCUGUCGACGCUCGUGCGCGGCUUUGAUACGGCGCCCGAGGCUCAGAGACUCGUGCAGUAUGUGUGCCGUCCUCAUACGAAACUCGGCACAUUUAUCACGUCCAUGCUCCUGGACACACUGCUGCGCGACGCGCCGCGUCUUGCGCGAGUCUACCUGGCCCUGUGGACCGGCACGCAUGACGACGCGGCUGAUCGUGCCGUGUUUGUGCACGACCUGCACCUCCUGCGUGCGUGGUACAUGUCGCCCGCCGAUGCGCGGAUCCGCGGCUCGCGCGAGCGUCUCUUGCCCCGCGAUGUGCUUGACAGUGUCUUUUGGCACCUCACGCAGCAGUGGCCCAUGGCUCAGGAGGCCGUCGCAGCCUAUGUCGCCGGCACGUUGCAGCCACAGGCUGCGUGGGCCCUAGCCCUGGUGCAAGCGCCGCUGCAGGCGGAUCUGCGCACGCUACGGGAGUGCUUCCUCCGCGCCCCCUCGACGCGCCGUGUCGACGCACUGCAUCGUCUCGUCCACGAGCGCCUCGUGCCCAUGUGCCUCGACGCAUGGCUUGUAUCUACAUAG
Messenger RNA from Malassezia restricta, 4494 nucleotides. RefSeq names its product anaphase-promoting complex subunit 1. The record is from RefSeq and is a predicted model, not a curated record. Gene Ontology annotation, molecular function: molecular adaptor activity. Gene Ontology annotation, biological process: metaphase/anaphase transition of mitotic cell cycle; protein K11-linked ubiquitination; anaphase-promoting complex-dependent catabolic process. Gene Ontology annotation, cellular component: anaphase-promoting complex. Bases 1 to 4494 code for a protein of 1497 amino acids. The transcript has a single exon. Lineage: Eukaryota; Fungi; Basidiomycota; Malasseziomycetes; Malasseziales; Malasseziaceae.